CCCAAUUUUCAGAGGACACUCGGUGUCAUCAGAGGUGGCAGCCAAAAAGCUGAAGCAUGGCUUAAGGACAAACUUCAGACCAACAAGUUCACAUUGCUCACACUAUACCAUCCUGUGAGCUUCAUACCCAAAGAUAUUUGGCAUGUGUGCCCAACCACCACAAAUGGCAACAAGCAGGCCCACCACAACAUCAACCAUGAUGGGGUGCACCUAAUGCUUCUUGGUGGUAGCAUGAGAGGCCAAGCCUUUGAUGACUGA
Suillus subaureus is the source of this 258-nucleotide messenger RNA. RefSeq lists its product as uncharacterized. The annotation marks the transcript as partial. The record is from RefSeq and is a predicted model, not a curated record. NCBI's taxonomy places the organism in Eukaryota, Fungi, Basidiomycota, Agaricomycetes, Boletales, Suillaceae. The transcript has a single exon.